Messenger RNA from Rana temporaria (common frog), 760 nucleotides. RefSeq lists its product as uncharacterized. The record is from RefSeq and is a predicted model, not a curated record. The coding region runs from base 152 to 760 and encodes 202 amino acids. The transcript has 2 exons. Lineage: Eukaryota; Metazoa; Chordata; Amphibia; Anura; Ranidae.
GUCAUUUUAUAAAUAAAGAUUUUCUUGUUUUAUUGAAAUUUGGCAGGAAGUAGGAGUGGUUUCACAUCUGCUCGUGCUUUUUGAGCUAGGAGUGAGUCAGGAGAGCAGUAUUUGUGGCUAGUGAUUGUGUUUUUUCAGCUUUAUUGUGAAAAUGAUUGUAUCGCCAAUACUACGCAUGCAGUUCCUUGAGCUGCAAGAGCGUGAGCGUGCGAGGCAACGUAGAAGGAGGAUUUUUUCACGUCGGUAUUGGGUGCAUCCAGUGAAUGCCAUCAGGCCCCGGCUUGGUGCCUUUCAGGCCCUUUACCUACAGCUCCGUACUUUCCCUGAUAAAUUUCAGCGGUAUGUGCGGAUGGCUCCCUCUAGUUUUGAUGUCCUCUUGGAGAUUGUUCGUGAUGACAUCCAGUGGCAGGAUACGCACCUACGGUUCGCAGUGUCGCCAGAACAGCGCCUUGUGGUGACCCUAAGGUUUUUGGCGAGUGGAGAGUCCUUUUCUUCGCUCCAUUACCAAUUCAGAUUGGGGAAAUCCACCAUCUCUACUUUGGUACCACAGACAUGUGAGGCGAUAUGGAGGAACCUUCAACGCCAGUAUCUUCUAGAGCCAACCACAGCAAUUUGGAAUGAAGCAGCAGAGGGAUACUGGAGACACGCCAACUUUCCAAAUUGCGUUGGUGCACUAGAUGGAAAACAUGUCAGAUUCAGGAAGCCCUCUGGUAGUGGCUCUUUAUUUUACAAUUACAAAAAAAAAUUUCCAUCAUACUAA